AUGGAUUUAUCGUCUUCACGUAUCUUAACCGCGUCAUCGAUUGCAAAUACCUCAUCAGGUGCUAUUAUAAUUCCGGCUGUUAAAGGUGCUUCAUCAUUGAAUAAAAAUUCUUUGAAUCCAAUGCGUAUUGGUGAUGCAGCUCUACAAAAAAUGCGUACAAUAACAACCACAGCACCUACAACAUCUUCAAAUGACACUUCGGAUCAGCAACCAGCUGUAUUUAUCAUGAAUAAUACUAAAACUGAACCUCAACAACCGCGAACAAUAACUGUUAACCGUCUUUUAUUUUCAAAUAAUGCUAAUAAUCAGAAUAUUUCCACGCCAACAACAAUUAUCAAUGGACAAAAUGGUAUUAGUUUAGCAACACUUGUUAAUAAUUUACAUACAUUAAGUCAAAUGUCACUAUUACAAUCAACAAAUAAUACAACAAUACCAACAGCAACACAUAAUAGUAUAGCUAAACUUCUUGAAACACCAAUGUUAUCAACAUCAAAUGUUGUUCAAACGCCACAAGCAACAAUGGUAUCAGCCAUGAAUAAAUCGAUUUCUUCAUCGGCCAAUAAAGAAAAUGAAAAUACUCCAGUAACAUCAACACGUAUAUCAAAUGUUCGUACAACAACAUCGAGUUUACCAACAUCCAUUCAAUCUCCUCCAACAACUCAAAAUGAUGCAUUUUUUGCUAAAACAAAAGUUCUAGUUGAACUUCUAACAUCACCAAGUACACAACCACCAUCAACUUUCGGUUCAUCAAUGAUCGAACCUGAAACACAAACACCGUAUUCGGAUGCAACACGAACACGUUCAAAAAAACGCAUCAAUCGUGUUAAAAGGCCAAUGAAUGCGUUUAUGGUUUUUUCACAAUUGGAACGUCGGAAAAUUGUUCAAUUAGCACCUGACAUGCACAAUGCUGAAAUAUCAAAAUAUUUAGGUGCACGAUGGAAACGCCUAUCGGAAAUUGAACGACGUCCAUUUAUUGAUGAAGCUGAAAGAUUGAAAAUGCUUCAUUUACGUGAAUAUCCAGAUUACAAGUAUAAACCACGUAAACGUGCUAAAAAAGGUUCAUCACCACAAAGAAAUUCAACAAAUCCACAUGCAUCAUCAUCAAUGGAUACAACAGAUACAUCAUCGGAUGAUUGUACAUCGAAAAACUCGAUUCUACCGGGAUUAAAUCGUUUAGAUGAAAAUCUUUCAACAUCAAUGGAAAAUGAUUUCGAUGAAAAUUCCUCAUCGACAUUACUUACAAACACGCUUGCUUCAUUGAUUGAUCCGAAAUUAGGUUUAUUUUCAUCGAACAAUAAUUUUGAUGAUCCAUCACUAUUUAAUUCAUCACAAACAACAAACGGAACAUCAUCAUCAUCAUCACAGCCCAUUGAUCCACUUUUACUUGAUGCACUUGCAUCGGCUGAUCCUCAAACACAAGAAGCAUUUUUUAAUCAAUUGCAAAUGCUUGGCGAUUUUAAAUUAUGGGCUGAUCUUGAUUUAUCAAAUAGCGAUCCAACUUUAUAA
Rotaria socialis is the source of this 1506-nucleotide messenger RNA. The record is from the annotation of a GenBank genome assembly. NCBI's taxonomy places the organism in Eukaryota, Metazoa, Rotifera, Eurotatoria, Philodinida, Philodinidae.